CUCCGCCCGCGAACCGGCUCUCGCGCUUCCGAACCGGCUCGGCGCACGUCAAUGAACCGCUCGCUCAGCUGAUAUAAAAAGGCGUGCUUGCACGCGAGAUGCACCACUCGCCUUCCAGCUUUCUGUGCAGAUCUCCGAAGUAGCGACGCUCCGAUCUUCACCCCGCCAUGAACCGAGGUCUCGCUCUCGCCCUGGCCCUCGCCGCCCUGGUGGCCGUCGCCCUGGCCGCCCCCGCGGAAGAGAAGUACACCGACAAGUACGACAACGUCAACCUGGACGAGAUCCUCAGCAACGAAAGGCUCUUCAAGAAGUACAUGGAGUGCCUGCUGGCCGACACUGAUGUACACUGCACCGCUGACGGCAAAGAGCUCAAGAAGUCCAUACCAGACGCUCUCACCAACGACUGCGCCAAGUGCACCAACUUCCAAAAGAACGGCAGCGGGAAGGUGAUCAAGCACCUCCGCGAGAACAAGCCCGCCGACUGGCAGAGGCUGCAAGCCAAGUUCGACCCGGAGGACGUAUACAUGACGAAGUUCGCGGAAAACCGCAAGGCUUCCUCCUAAGCCCACUUCGCUCUCCGACAAGGUCCUGCGCCCUUACGAUCAUUGUAAUUGUACUGAAGCCGCCUGUGUUAAUUGCUCAAUGCUGAGUGUUCAUGUGAUUUGUCUGACUGCCCGCUCCCUCGUACUGAAUUGUACUCUGUAAUGGUGUCUUCUUGGGCACUUUUACGAAGGGUUGAGCUCUGCUGAAUAUCAGUAAAUCAUCUUCGUUUAACAAUAAAUAUGUUUUUGAUACUUUGUGUAUUAAUUCACGCUAUGUGACAAUGCAAUUCCACAAUGAAUUCCCGACCUGUGCUGAAUUCCUGAAAUUGAAAUGGAAACCAAGUUCCACGAUCAGUAUAAAUUGACUGUCUAGUUCCCAAAAGUUCUAAAUUGUAAUUUGCCUAUUCUAAAUUAUAAACAUAUUCAUUCCUAUAAUCCUAAAAGUAAC
Molecule: messenger RNA, 990 nt
Organism: Gryllus bimaculatus (two-spotted cricket)
Lineage: Eukaryota; Metazoa; Arthropoda; Insecta; Orthoptera; Gryllidae
Source: the annotation of a GenBank genome assembly